Messenger RNA from Nothobranchius furzeri (turquoise killifish), 4780 nucleotides. It is a transcript of the gene mmp14a, whose product is annotated as matrix metallopeptidase 14a (membrane-inserted). Lineage: Eukaryota; Metazoa; Chordata; Actinopteri; Cyprinodontiformes; Nothobranchiidae. Gene Ontology annotation, biological process: collagen catabolic process; skeletal system development; zymogen activation. Gene Ontology annotation, molecular function: zinc ion binding; metalloendopeptidase activity. Gene Ontology annotation, cellular component: extracellular matrix. The record is from RefSeq and is a predicted model, not a curated record.
GCCUCCUUCAGUGCGGACCACGUCCACACGGUCUGCAGACAAUCUGAGGGAGGGAAGGGAAACAAAACUAUGAAGUUUUAGUUUAUCUAUUCGGUUUUGCUGGUUUUUAGCGCUGUUUUGCUCAUCAGUUCCGCUCUCUGACUGCGGCGGAGUCCUGCGGAGAAAACAACUUGAUUAUUUUGCUCAAAAAACUUUCCACGCAAGAACGAAAACCUUUUCUUACACGUUUAAAAGCCGCAUCAUACAAAUCUGCGUGCUUUAACUUUGAUAUUUUGCCUGUAAUCGCGGAUUUGGCGCACACAGACAUAGUUUUGUGAACAUUUUUGCGGAGGGGAACCAGAAUGCUGCCGCAGCUGCUCUCACUGACCUGCUGUCUAUUCUGCUCUGCUUUUACUUCUGUCACCGCUAAUGUACUACAAGCUGAGGCAUGGCUUCAGAAGUAUGGCUACCUGCCUCCAGGUGAUGUGCGAGCCCAGGCCCUUCGCUCACCCCAGUCCAUUGAAUCAGCGAUAUCGGCCAUGCAGAGGUUUUAUGGACUGACUGUCACCGGCUCCAUAGACACCAACACAUUAGAAGCAAUGACGCGACCGCGGUGUGGAGUCCCCGACAAGUUUGGUCCAGAGCUGAAAACCAACCUGAGGAGGAAGAGAUAUGCUAGGCAAGGUCUGAAGUGGGACAAGUCCGAGGUGACCUUCAGCAUAGAGAACUACACCCCCAAAGUGGGUGAGAGAGCAACGUUCGAAGCCAUCAGAAAGGCCUUCAGAGUGUGGGAAAGCGCUAUUCCGCUCACCUUCCGAGAAAUUCCCUUCAGUCAGAUCAAAGGCAAAGUUGACAAAUACGCAGACAUCAUGUUGUCCUUCUCAGAAGGCUUCCACGGUGACAGCACGCCAUUUGAUGGUGAAGGUGGCUUUCUGGCACAUGCAUACUUCCCUGGGAAUGGCAUUGGGGGAGACACACACUUUGACCUCGCAGAACCAUGGACUAGUGGAAAUGUGGAUCAAGGAGGAAAUGAUGUUUUCUUGGUGGCGGUUCAUGAACUGGGUCAUGCUCUGGGUCUGGAGCACUCCGAUGACCCUUCUGCCAUCAUGGCCCCUUUCUACCAGUGGUUUGAUACAGAAAACUUCCAGCUUCCAGAUGAUGAUCGUAGAGGCAUCCAGGCUAUUUAUGGCUCAAACUCUGGAGUUCCCCCUCCUCCUCCUCGUCCCACUAAGCCAUCCAAACCCGACCAGCCGGACAAUGGUCCCGACAUAUGUGAGGGACACUUUGACACCAUUGCCAUCCUCAGAGGAGAAAAGUUUGUAUUUAAGGACAAGUGGUUUUGGCGUAUACGUAACAACAAGGUGUUGCCGGGUUACCCCAGGCCUAUGGGUCAGUUCUGGAAAGGCCUUCCUUCAAAUAUCAAUGCAGCCUACGAGAGGGAUGAUGGGAAAUUUGUCUUCUUUAAGGGUGACAGAUACUGGGUUUUCAGUGAGUCCACCAUGGAGAAGGACUCACCUAACAGCCUGAAGAACCUGGGCACUGGUUUACCCAAAGACAAGAUCGACGCUGCUCUUUUAUACACGCCUACAGGACAGACAUACUUCUUCAGAGGAACUGAAUAUUUCCGCUUUAACGAGCAGACUCGCAGUGUGUACAGAGAUUAUCCGAAGUCCAUCAGCAAGUGGAGCGGAGCGCCAGACAACAUUAAAGCUGCCUUCAUGAGUGAAGAUGGAUCCUACACUUACUUCUACAAGGCCAACAAGUACUGGAAGUUCAACAACCAGCACAUGAAGGUGGAGUCCGGCUACCCCAAGUCUGUGCUCCGUGACUGGAUGGGCUGCGAGAGCGAAGAGCCCAAGAAGGGCCGGACGGUCAUCAUCAUUGAGGAAUCAGAGGGAGGCUCCUGGGUGGUGGGCGUGGUGAUCCCUAUCCUCCUCCUGGUGCUGGUCCUGGUCACUCUGGGAGCACUCUUGUUCUUCAGGAAGUACGGCACACCCCGACGCCUCCUCUACUGUCAGAGAUCACUGCUGGAUAAGGUGUAGACGGACCAACGGGUCGCUGACAGACUGCUGCAGACUGACUGAAAGAGAGGGUUUGAGGGCAUGAAAGGUGGAUGACAAAGAACAGAGUGAACAAGAACAAAUUGACUGUGAGGAAGAAACCAAUGAGCGGGUUUAAAGGGGGACAAUAUGUUUGGUGGUUUGUAAGUGCAACAAAAAAGGAAAAGGCCCGUAAAACUGAAAUCAGGAAAAAUUACAUUUGUACGUUAACUUUUUACAUGUGCUCUUUAUGAUCAGAAAUCAAGACCAUAUCUAUGACAGAAAAGGGAAACCAAAAGACUCAUCUUUCAUCGUGCCUAUUAUAAGUCAUCCCAUCCUUCUCUGACUGGACGACUCCAGCUGAACUGCUGUCUGAUUCACAUCUCAUUGCUCUGGAACACAGCCAUACAGUCUUGUUUUGUUUUUUUAACAGUUCCACUCUCUUUUGUUUUGAUUCUGCACUUUUCAAUUUGAAUUUAUUGCUUUAAAGGUGCAGUAUGUAAGAAUAUAGUGAGAAUGUUACAGUGGGGAAAUCCCAAAAGAGUAAUGUUUCAGUCAUUUUGGAAGGAAGGUUGUACUGAAACAUAUUUCAUAUCCAGCUGGCUGCGUGGAUUGUCAGUUUUUCUCUUUUCAAAACAAAGGAAGGAGGGACAUAACUACUUUUUACCAUCAGUGAGUGUGGAGUUGCCGCGUCCCCUACGAGCUAAUACUGCAGCGCCGACAAUUGUAAUUUGACCACAGCUGGCAAAAAGCUCCGGAGUUGUUAAAGUGCUUGCAUUUUUACUUCAUUUCUACAUAAUGCACCUUUAAUUUUUUUUUAAAGCCACAGCACUCUGAUAUAUAAAACCCAUAAAAACUGCACAGAAACGGCAAUUUUGGUCCUAAAUUGUUGUCAUAUAAGCAGUUUGGGGUUUCAAACGUAGCAUACGGUCUCUGAGCUGAUUUCCUACAAAUUAGUAAUAUCGCAAUGGCCACAAAGAAACGGUUUCUUCUGAGGGAAGGUUGUAUAACUAGUCAUAGGCAUAGACACCCACUCUCAAAUUAGCAUGUCCCAACUCACUUCAAUGUCAGGAAUGUAUAAACAUUGGUCGUGGUUAUGCUGACAGUAGAUCAAUGCUAGCCCUACUGCCAAUGCUGGCCCGAGCUACUGCUAAUGUCCGUGAUGAAUGAGAAGAAAACAACAAAGAAGAAUGUCGGAGCUGACCUGUAACAUUCCUGGAUGAACCAGGAAAAUUUGGAAUUUAAAUUAAUGCCAGAUAAAUGCACAACUUGCGUUUUUUGUCCUUUUCGUCAUUUGUCCACAACCCCAUAUUUCUCAUUUUCAUGUAUUGGCUGUGUGGGCGGGGAUACUGGGCCUUUCAUUGCUUUACUAUGGGGUUGCAUUUGGCCAUUUAUCACACAAGUUCACAGUGGCCUGGGGCUCCUGGGCCAUUGUGAGCCCCAACAAAGUUUAAUGAGGAUCAGUUUCCAGUUAAAAAAAACUUAUUCUAGGACUUCCUUAGGUUUGUUUCUGUGGAAGGUUUAUGAAAAUUUGAUAUCUUAAAAUGUUCUUGGUAACUCCUUUAUGUCAGCUUGGAGAAACAUCUUAGUUCAGACAGAAUUGGUGUAAUCUAAGUGGAUUGACUCCAGUGUAAAAUUCUUUACAGUAAUCCAUGCUAAUGCUAAUUUAUAAACUUUAAUAUCAUAAUCAAUUUCACAUUGAAUGGUUGUUUACAUUAAAUUCUGUGAUAAUUAGUGGCUUCAUCCAGCAGAAAUAUUUGACUCUUUCAGAUGUAAUAGCCACAUAAUGUGAAUACGACAGUGAUAUAAAUAUGUAAAAUAAAUAUGAUUUAUAUAAAAUUAUGGGGAAUUAAAGAAAUUAAAGCUGGAAAAUUUGUUAAUCGGUUUUGAACUGUUUCUCAAACUGAAGCUGUCUAUAACAGACGGUGUGAAUUGUUCACAAAACGCCUCCCAGCAACAAUUACCAAGCCACAUGUUUUUAUUUUUGAAAUUUCUUGAAAAAUCAAAAGAAAUCAAAAGAAUUUCUGACUUUUUCUAAUAAACUGUAAAUGUUUCAAUAGAUUUGAUGAAGUUGCAUUUAACACAUUAUGCAGUUUUAUUACACUUUGAUACAGACUUGAAUUUGUUAUGUUAGUCAAACCUUUGGAAGAUACUAGAGCCAGUUGUCUUUCCAAAUGAAGUUGAGAACUUCUAACACAUUUGUUCCUUCUGGUUCAGGAAUUCUUAUUGAUGUCAAACUUACCAAGACUGAUCAGUGCAAGCAGUCAGAUGGGAAAUAUAUUUUUUGACAAUGUUUUCAGCCUCCACUGCAUUAUUGUUUAAUAUGAGCAGAACUAAUUGCUUCAGUAUGAUUUUCAACAAUAUGGUGCAAUCUUAAAAAAUACCCUUCUAAAGGGAAAUUGUUAUUAUAAGUAUGAUUAUUGUUAUUAUUGUCUGAAAAAGUCACAUUUUUGGUUGUUUUUGUAUGUUGUCAUUAGGAGUCCUGCUGGACAGAGGCAAAACAUGACAAUAAUUAAAUCAUUCCCAUUUGCAUUUAUUUUGUUAGUCUGUUCAGAUUAUGUAAGUUCAGGGAGUUUCCUCAAACUGUGAAACACCCCAAAAUCAAAAUAACCAAUAUGAUAUUUAUUUGACACACAGUGGUGCUCUUUUUUUGUUUGUUUUGUUUUUUACAUCAGUUUGAACUGAAUAUUUCUUCAGUAACAAUGAUAAUAGUAAAAAUAUUUAUAGUAAUGAUCUUAUAAAUAAAAUGGAAUGAGAUUUUU